Molecule: messenger RNA, 4391 nt
Organism: Sinocyclocheilus rhinocerous
Lineage: Eukaryota; Metazoa; Chordata; Actinopteri; Cypriniformes; Cyprinidae
Gene: sik2a
Product: salt-inducible kinase 2a
Exons: 15
Coding region: 243-2798 (851 amino acids)
Biological process (GO): microtubule cytoskeleton organization; intracellular signal transduction; protein phosphorylation
Cellular component (GO): cytoplasm
Molecular function (GO): tau-protein kinase activity; ATP binding
Source: RefSeq, a predicted model, not a curated record
UCAAUGCAUGUCGAGCGCCAGAACAUCAUUCCUCAUGCCGAGCUCUCAUUUCAGUUAUGUAGAGCCCUUAUCUGGAAACGAAGAAGUGUGCAGGAGCCCUUGGCACCCAUAUGGCCCGUCUGCAUUUUAGCUUUGGCAUUAGGAACAUAAUUGUACCCGCCACUUAAAUUGCUAUGUAAGAGCAGGUGAAGGUGGCCAAAUCAUCCACACACCUCUUUAUCCAGUAGUUCACUAGAAAAACUAUGGUCAUGGCCGCCCAGGAGCAAAAGCCGUCGCAGCGGGCUCCGGUUCGCGUGGGAUUUUAUGAUAUUGAGCGCACGCUGGGAAAAGGCAAUUUUGCAGUUGUGAAGCUGGCGAGACAUCGCAUCACGAAAUCUGAGGUGGCGAUUAAGAUCAUAGACAAGACCCAGUUAGAUGCAGUGAACCUGGAGAAGAUCUACAGGGAAGUGGAAAUCAUGAAGUUGCUGGACCAUCCUCACAUCAUCAAUCUUUACCAGGUCAUGGAGACCAAAAACAUGCUCUAUCUAGUGACAGAAUAUGCCAGGAAUGGAGAGAUUUUUGACUACCUGGCCAGCCGCGGGCGGCUCAGCGAGAUGGAUGCGAGGAGGAAGUUCUGGCAGAUCCUCUCAGCGGUGGAGUACUGCCACGAACGCAAUAUUGUUCACAGAGACCUGAAGGCUGAGAACUUGUUACUGGAUGCUCACAUGAAUAUGAAGAUAGCAGAUUUUGGCUUUGGAAACUUCUUCCGUCCUGGGGAACCACUGACCACUUGGUGUGGCAGCCCCCCGUAUGCGGCUCCAGAGGUGUUUGAGGGGCAACAAUAUGAGGGUCCGCAACUGGACAUCUGGAGUAUGGGGGUGGUUUUGUACGUGUUAGUGUGUGGCACUCUUCCAUUUGAUGGUCCUAGCCUUCCUGUCCUCAGACAGAGGGUCCUGGAGGGCCGUUUCCGCAUCCCCUACUUCAUGAGUGAGGACUGUGAGCACCUGAUCAGGAAGAUGUUGGUUCUAGAUCCAGCCAAGCGUUUGUCCCUGAGUCAGAUCAAAGAACAUCGCUGGAUGGUGCAGGAGGUCCCGUCCCAGCGGCCCGUGCUGUAUAGACAGGGUCUGCCAUGUGUGAGCAAAUUAGGCUUGGGUGAACACAGUGAGCAGGUGCUCCGACUCAUGCACAGCCUGGGCAUCGACCAGCAGAAGACCAUUGAGUCUCUUCAGAACAAAAGCUAUAACCAUUUUGCUGCUAUCUACUACCUGCUUGUGGAGCGGUUGAAAGCGCAUCGCAGCAGUUUCCCUGUGGAACAGCGUUUGCACGCCAGCCAGCGCCGCCCUAGCACCAUCGCUGAGCAGACUGUUGUCAAGACCAUUGCGGUUCCCUCCCAAGCGGGUGUCCUGCCGCAGGCAGCACGUCACCUGCGUUCACCUGUUCUGUUGCAGUCCACCACAGACACAUUUACCUUCCCACAAACCCCUGCUUCCCCAGAUCAGACGCUCAUGGAGGAAGACGUGGCCACUCCCAAGGUGGAUGGCUGCUUACUGAACCCACUCCCUCCAGCCGUUGUUCGCAAAGUCAGUGGCUCACUACCUGGCAACGUUAUGGAGACAUCCAUUGAUGAGGGUAUUGAGGUGGAGGAAGAGCACACUGUGCCCCUCGCCACCUUUCAUACAGCUCGCUUCAAUCAGCGCCGCCAUACACUGUCUGAGGUCACCAACCAACCUGCUGGGCUGCCCAUCACAGGUCUGAACCCAUCUCUCGGGAGCAUGGACUCAGAGUACAGCAUGGGUUCGACUCAAAGUGACUUCAGCUUGCCUGAAGAGAAUCCAGCUCUAAAGGAAGCAUUAAGCACUACACCUGCCAGCUCCGCAGCUCCAGUCUUCCUCAGCAUGAAGCCCCCUGAGCCCACCCUUCAGCCACUCAACACAGAGGGGCAGGACGCUCAUAAUCACUCACUAGUCAGUUUCAGAGAGGGGCGAAGGGCUUCAGACACAUCUCUCACUCAAGGUUUAGUGGCAUUCAGACAGCACCUCCAGAACCUGGCCAGGACCAAGGGCUUCCUGGAGCUGAACAAAGCCCAGAUAGUGUUAGGAGAUGGUGGAGGGGGAGGCGGCAAACACACUCAAGAGCUCCUAGAGCCUCACCACCCAUUCAGCCAUCAGGAAGAUGGACGCCAGUUUCUAAGUGGAAAAGAUACGUCGACAUUCACUGGUAAAAUGCACCCUUAUCUGCUAUCCAGGAGACAGAGUUUGGAGACACAGUACCUCGCUCAGCGACUACAGAGGGCCAGUCAGUUGGCAAGUGGUCUUGGAAGUGGACAUAUGUUUUGUAAAGAGGCUGCACCACGCACUUUAGAGCAACAACUGCAGGAGCACAGACUGCAGCAGAAAAGGCUCUAUCUCCAGAAGCAGUCUCAGGUACAUGCUUACUUCCACCAGAUGCAGCUGGCAGAGGAUGCUUACCCCCCUCCCCAGGACUGCAAAGACCCCCAGAUCAGCACCAGUCCCUUGUCCAGCCCUCCCUUCACACGGACCCAAAACCUAACCCCUUUUCUGGAGCCCUGCACUUUGUCCCUGACAUAUAGCCCCAAGUCAGCCCGCUUCCCAGACUGGCCUCCGCUGCCAGACAAUCACACAAACUACACCCCAUCCCUCCCUACAGAGCCCCUAUACGCGUGGAGUCCUACCCAGCCGCCUCUUCCACCGGGCAAAGCAGAAAGCCCUUCAGCCAAAACUGCACCUGAAGCCCCCUUCCUGGACUGCGAGAUGAUGGAGACCAUUGAGGCCCCACAAGGCUGUGUACUCGUAAACUAAAUGUGAAAUAAAGCACUCUGAGGCUGGCUCUCAGGCAUAAGAUGUGGUGAAAAAAGACCCUCAGGGACGAACAAGACGCCAUGGUUUGGGUCACAUCUUAUAAACCUACAGACGUGCACUUGAUCCUGUGGUAGACCAUUACAACUUCAUUUUCAGAGAUGUUUGUGAGAUGUGCUUGUGUCCUGAAAUGUCUUUUUUUUUUCGGUAUGCACAGAUGAAAUGUAGUGCAGCUACCAUAGAGUAUAAAAAUCAGUAUUAAAGCAAUAUUACUUUUCCUAUAUAAUACUUUAGAGUUCUAUGAGUUUCAGUGUUUUUAUAAGUAGUUUGUUUCAUCCUUUAAUGAUCAGUAGCUACUCAAGGAUUCAUUUAAUAUUGUGUGAUUUUAAAUAAUAGAUAAUUAACAGAAAUGUGUAAAUAUUAGGACUUAUCUAAAGUGCUGCCAAUAGGAUGUAAUUUUGCAAGCCAACCCGGAAGUUAUGGUGCAUUCACACCAUGUCAGAAUUACCGUAAUUACGAGAUUCUGACUUGUAAAGAGUGCUCACGUCCUCUUAGAACUCGUAAUUAGAAUUUGUGAAUUUUCUGAGAGCUCUGACUUGUGCCACCUGACCUCUGCAACAUCACACAAAAACUCUUAAAAUGGCAGCGACUUCAGCUGUAAAAUGCAGUUAAGCAGUAAUAUUUAGUUAAACAUAAUAUUUCUGUUUUGUAAUGAAUAAUUAAUAAUAAUUCCUAUAAUUGACUACUGUGAAUGUCUUGAUAAUGCAAGGAUAAAAAAAGACAUACAGUACAGUUUAAUGUGGCUAGCACAGCUAAAUGCAUCUAAUGUCCCACUAAAUAAACAAAGUUGAUUAAUAAGGUAUUUGAUGUAUUGUGGUUUUGUCUAUUGAUUAUUCAAAUGACACAGAUUCAUUUUGCAGUUAAUAGUGUUGCCAUAGAGACAUAUGAUUCAGGACGUGAACAGUUCCAGCACAGGUUGUCAUCUAGUAAUUACCACAUGGUGUGAAUGCAGCAUUGGCAUCACCCUGGUUCUCUCGACAAAAGCCAAUAUGAUUUUUAUAUUCGAUUUUUGGGAUUAUUAAAAACAAAUAAAAUAAGAUCUGUGACCAGCUAAAGUUUAUGACUCUUGCACGUUUUGUUAGAUAAUGAACAUAACAUUUGUGAAUUUUGAAGCCUAAAUACAAUCACCAGAAGCAAAAAGCUAAAAGUAGGCUAUAAACGUCAACACCAUUUAGCUUCAGACAACUCUCGGUCUUUAUUUAACACCUAAAAUAAAGUUGGAAUAUUUGAGUUACUAUAGUUUGUAAAAGUAUAAACACAACAAGGCUGUAAAAGACGAUUUUUCGUGUUCGAUGUGAUGUUUAAUGUCCCGACAGCCUCUGUAGUCCCAUUUUGCCACUCGUUAGCAACCAACUUUUUCAAGACAUGUAAAAGCUUAAAAAAUCAUGAGUGGAGUAUUACUGAUCUGUUUUAUGUUAUAACGUAUGUUAUAUAACUGAUGAUGAAUCUGGGUUUUAGGACUCCUGCAGCACUAUUGUAAAGUGUUACCACAUUGCAACAGCUGUUUGACUAUUGGUAAACAUUAACAGGCACGAC